GGCCCCGAGAGCCGAGGGGGCCCGAGCGGCGGCUGCGGAGCCCGAGAGCCCGAGCGGGGCGCGGGCUGCUGCGGGGCCGGCGGCGGCGACCGCGGGAGAAGAUGGUGGCGCGGCGGGGAGCAGCGGCGGGAGCGCAGCUUUAUUUCCAGGCAGGGCGCCCGCGCUGUCGUUAGCGCCGGCCGCUCCCGCGGGCCCGCGGACCCAGCUGUCAGGCCAGCCAGGUAGAACAAAAUGAGCACUCAGUGAGCCGGCCGGCCCCUCUCCCAGCCGUCCCCGACGCCCACCAUGAACCAGUUGGAGGGGUCCGCGGAGGUGGAGGUGACCGAGGAGGCGGCAGGCGGGGAGGUGAACGAGUCAGUGGAGGCCGACCUGGAGCAUCCCGGGGUGGAGGAGGAGCAGCAGCAGCAGCAGCAGCCGGCGCCGCCGCCGCAGUUCGCGGGCCGCCCUCCGCAGGGACGCGCCGUCGACGACCCCCGCGCGCCGCCCGCGGGGCCGCAGGAGGAGGAGGAGCGCGGGGAGAGCCUGGCGCGCUCGGCCAGCACCGAGAGCGGCUUCCACAACCACACGGACACGGCCGAGGGCGACGUGAUCGCCGCGGCCCGCGACGGUGACGAGGCGGAGCGCGCGCAGGACCCCGAGGAUGAGAACGCGUACGCCGUGCAGUACCGGCCCGAGGCCGAGGAGUACACGGAGCAGGCCGAGGCCGAGCACGCCGAGGCCACGCAGCGCCGCGCGCUGCCCAACCACCUGCACUUCCACUCGCUGGAGCACGAGGAGGCCGUGAACGCCGCCUACUCGGGCUACGUGUACACGCACCGGCUCUUCCACCGCGGCGACGACGAGCCCUACGCCGAGCCCUACGCCGACUACGGGGGGCUGCAGGAACACGUGUACGAGGAGAUCGGGGACGCGCCCGAGCUGGACGCGCGCGACGGGCUGCGGCUGUACGCGCAGGAGCGCGACGAGGCGGCCGCCUACCGCCAGGAGGCCCUGGGCGCGCGGCUGCACCACUAUGACGAGCGCUCCGACGGCGAGUCCGACAGCCCCGAGAAAGAGGCCGAGUUCGCGCCCUACCCGCGCAUGGACAGCUACGAGCAGGAGGAGGACAUCGACCAGAUCGUGGCCGAGGUCAAGCAGAGCAUGAGCUCACAGAGCCUGGACAAGGCGGCCGAGGAGAUGCCCGAGGCUGAGCAGGACCUGGAGCGCGCUCCUACCCCCGGCGGGGGCCGCCCCGACAGCCCGGGCCUGCAGGCGCCCGCGGGGCAGCGGUCCACGGGCACCGGCGGCGGCGGUGAGGCCGUGCAGCGCUACAGCAAGGAGAAGAGGGAUGCCAUCUCGCUGGCCAUCAAGGACAUCAAAGAGGCCAUCGAGGAGGUGAAAACCAGGACCAUCCGUUCGCCUUACACCCCCGACGAGCCCAAAGAACCCAUCUGGGUCAUGCGCCAGGACAUUAGCCCCACCAGGGACUGUGAUGACCAGAGGCCGGCGGAUGGAGACACUCCAUCUCCAGGCAGCUCCUCACCCCUGGGCGCAGAGUCUUCAAGCACACCCCUUCAUUCCAGCGACCCCUCGGAGGCCUCCACCAACAAAGAGUCCAGAAAAAGCUUGGCUUCCUUCCCAACCUACGUUGAAGUUCCCGGACCUUGCGACCCAGAAGACUUGAUCGAUGGAAUCAUCUUUGCCGCCAACUACCUGGGCUCCACCCAGCUGCUCUCGGAUAAAACUCCCUCCAAAAACGUGCGCAUGAUGCAGGCCCAGGAAGCAGUGAGCAGGAUCAAGAUGGCCCAGAAAUUAGCCAAAAGCAGGAAGAAGGCUCCCGAAGGCGAGUCUCAGCCCAUGACCGAGGUGGAUCUCUUCAUUUCUACCCAGAGAAUCAAAGUGUUGAAUGCUGACACGCAGGAGACGAUGAUGGACCACCCUCUGAGGACCAUCUCCUACAUCGCCGACAUUGGCAACAUCGUGGUGCUGAUGGCCCGCCGGCGCAUGCCGCGCUCCAACUCCCAGGAGAACGUGGAGGCAUCGCACCCAUCCCAGGACAGCAAGAGGCAGUACAAGAUGAUCUGCCAUGUGUUCGAGUCUGAGGAUGCCCAGCUGAUCGCACAGUCCAUCGGGCAGGCAUUCAGUGUGGCGUACCAGGAGUUCCUCAGGGCCAACGGCAUCAACCCCGAGGACCUCAGCCAGAAGGAGUACAGCGACCUGCUCAACACCCAGGACAUGUACAACGAUGACCUGAUCCACUUCUCCAAGUCGGAGAACUGCAAAGAUGUCUUCAUCGAGAAACAGAAGGGAGAAAUCCUGGGUGUGGUGAUCGUGGAGUCCGGCUGGGGGUCCAUCCUGCCAACUGUGAUCAUCGCCAACAUGAUGCAUGGCGGGCCUGCCGAGAAGUCGGGGAAGCUCAACAUUGGGGACCAGAUCAUGUCCAUCAACGGCACCAGCCUAGUGGGCCUGCCUCUGUCCACCUGCCAGAGCAUUAUUAAGGGUUUGAAGAACCAGGCUCGGGUCAAGCUGAACAUCGUGCGGUGUCCCCCGGUGACCACUGUGCUUAUCAGGAGACCAGACCUCCGCUACCAGCUGGGCUUCAGUGUCCAGAAUGGAAUCAUCUGCAGCCUCAUGCGAGGAGGCAUCGCCGAGAGAGGAGGGGUCCGCGUGGGCCAUCGGAUCAUCGAGAUCAACGGGCAGAGUGUGGUGGCCACCCCCCACGAGAAGAUCGUCCACAUCCUCUCCAAUGCUGUGGGGGAGAUUCACAUGAAGACGAUGCCGGCUGCCAUGUACAGGCUGCUGACGGCGCAGGAGCAGCCCGUGUACAUCUGAGGCGCGCCGCAGCCGGGCGGCAUGCAUGGAGGGCUGUCCUCACUCGUGGUUGUGUUUCUCGUGCUGCAUCUGUGUGCCCACUGCGACAUUCCCCUCUCGUGCGGGGGGCGCCCGUGCCCCCGCAGAAGGAAAAGAAGCCACCAGGACCGCUGUGCGCUCCGGCUCUGCCUGUAGGCACAGCGCGGCGGCUUUUCCCCAUCCCUGGAGGACGGGAAAGAGCGACAGUCCACCCAGUUUCCACCCAGGGCCCUCCAGAAGGGCCUUUAGAAGUCCUGAGGAAGGGUGGACACUGUCCAAGCGGGGGACCGCCCUCCCAGAGGGCCGGGGGCACCGGGGGCGGGGAGGAAGCGGGCUCCCAGUGCCUGUCACCGGCACCGGCUGGUUGCAGGAUGGAGGCGGAGGCAGGCAGCCCCCAGGGAAGCUCUGCCCUGCCGUGGUGUGCUGGGGCUAGGUUAUUUCCACCCAGAGUUUCUGAGCCAACUUUAUGCCUCUCCUAGAGCAAGUUUUCCUUUCAACAUAUAUAUGUCUUCCAGUGUGAGUCUCUUCCUUCACCCGGGAGUGGAAAGCGGGGUGGGGGGGUCUGCCCUGCGCAAGGGCAGUCCAGUAUCCGCACCUGUCCUCGGCCGUCCGAGGUUUCCAGGUGUUAGACCCGGGCUGCAGUGCCACCUCCCACAUGGCACACACACAGACUUCCCCGCGUCUCCUGGCCCCGCCAUGCCCUCCCCCUGCACCACGCACACACUCCCCGGGACCCCCCCUGACCUCUGGGAGCCCCCUCCCAUGGCUCAUGAGCCCAUGGCGGUCGGUGGCGAAGCCUGGCCCUGUCAGCACCUCCUGUUGAAAAGAUAGCCCUCGUGGGUUCUCACACAUGCAUGCACGCACACGCAUGUGUGCACACACAGGCACAUGCAUCUGUGCGAACAUGGCCUGAUCCCCCCCAAGGAGCAGCUGGGGGCCCUGGUGGUCUGUUUCCUUGACAGAAGGCAGGACCAGCUUGCUUCUCCUCUCAAGGCCACUCUGCAGGAUGUAGCGUUGGGAAAGGCCAGGCACCAGGCUAAUAACCUCAGCGAUGCCUGGAAACCCCCAGGGUGUUCAGCAAACGCCUCUCCCCGCCAGGGCCUGAGCCUUGGUGGCUGGUGGAAUCAUCCCCUGUCUGCAUUCAGUGCCUCCCGUCGGCUUGGCCGUCCCAGCUCCGCUCAGCGCUCGCGUGUCUCGUGUCUGCAGGAGGCUUAUUCUGAGCCAGUUUCCUCCUCUUCUCCGGCCAAAGAGCACUUUUUCUUCACGUGGGUGGGGAGUGGCCUGGUUUGGUUUUGUCUUGUCCGCUUCGUGGCGUCAGUGGGGACCGGGGGAGACGCUCAGCUGCCCUGUCGUGCCCAUUUCGCCUUGUUCUCUGUGACCUCCUCCGGGUCUUUUGCCGUGUCUGUGGAACCAGGAGCGCGGGGAACCUGUCAGCUGUCUGCAUUUGUAUGUCAGGAGGGAUCUGUGGGGAGGGCAGAGGGGUAUGAAAAGAAAGCAGGAGACCCCCUCGCUUCUGUCUGGGUCAGGAAACCCAAAGGUCCUGGGGUGUUGGCAUCAAGAAUCUCCCGUUCUAGUAGGAGCUGUGGCAGCGAGGUUUCCCGGCUGCCCCCAGGUCCUCUCCUUCCGUGUGGCUUCUCCAGGGGAUCCAGAGUGGCCGGUCCAGUCCUACUGGACUUUUGAGCAGCCCCUGGGUCUGAUCCCCCCCAAACAAGCAGAGCCUGGCACCCGGCUGCCUGCUUACUGUCCCUGUGGGAGCCGUUCGGCUGAGUGUCUGGUCUUAGCAUGAAACACGAGUCAUGAGUCGACCUUUCCGCAGCCCCAAAGAGGGAAUGAAACCGGAUGGAGGCCUUGUUGUGGCAUUUCCGGUAUCAGGACCUAGGGGUCAGGGGAGACCCCCGAAGACCCACACAAAGUCCCGCCCUGGCACCCUGCUCGCCUCUGCAGCCCCAUGCGCCCCCUUCCCCACCCCUCAUCAUCUCAAUUCAUUUUGCCCAAAGUGGGAGGGGAAGGGACUAUCCUGUAUGUUACAGAUCCUAAGAUGUUUGGAAAGAACUGGGAAAAAAAACAAAAAAAAAAAGCCCCUGUGGCAAGCCCUCCCCGGAGACUGCCCUGUCUCGGGUGGUCUACCGAGUUUUCCAUUGCUUCAGAGCAGAGCUGUGUGCCCCUCCCCCGAAACCUCUGCCGUGCAGCGGGCGGGGCUGGACUCAGUCCAGGGCGAUGGGGACAUGGUUCGUUUUUUCUCGGUGCCCAGGUUCGUUUGAAGGCGUCGGCCCUGCCUGUGCUUCACAUCAACCCUGCAGCAACCACAUCGCUGCCUGGGCCCUGCAGGUCCGUGGGGGGAGCGGGGUCUGUUUCCUUCCGACCCCCACCAUCUCCGACACGAUGCUGGGAACAGGGGGGACAGUACAAAGCAGCCCCGCCUACCGCUACCCCCAGCCAGAGCGCCACACUUGCUGCUCGGCGGGGCGGGGACGCGCGGGGACUCGGGGACUCGGUCUCGGGACAGAUCCCUCUUCCCUUCGUCUUCCGUCGUGUGCAGCCAGGCUGUGCCAGGCCCCACCCGCCUUUGCCUUCUCAGCCGCGAGCAUUUCAGGGAGCCACCAUCAGCCUUGGGUUCACGCGAGGAAGAAACCCCCAGCGUCCGGCGCCUCGAGCCCCCCUUCCCAUCACCGAGAGCGGGCUUUGCGGAGGCUGGAGGCCCCCCACCUAGGGUUGGGGGGCUGGACCCCGAGCCUCUCCCCGCCCCCCCCCAUGGGUCAGCUUUCCAAACUGUGCCCAGCCCUGCAGCACUGGCCUCCCAGAGUCCCACAGUAACCUACUACCUCCCCGGUCGCUCCUGCCACCCCGCCCGCACCUCACGCCCUGUCCGCACACAAGGAAACACACCCACGGAGCCCUCCACGGGCCCUCCACCCAGUGGUGUGGCUGUUACUCAUGUUUACAACCGAGAGCCACCUCGGGGGAGUCUCGGAGACUCCCACCGACGAGGCCCCCGAGUGGUUGGAGCUCUGCGUGCGUCUGCUCUUUCCCCGCUGCCGCCGUGGCCCCCUGCCCGUGCGCGGUGCUCACGCUUGAGUUUCUGUCCCCGCGCACGCGCAUCGUGGAUACCCCAUUUCCCGUCCCUGCGUGCACCCCCACAGCGUGGAUACCCCGUUUCUUGUCCCUGAGUGGGUCCCCACGGCGUGGAUGCCCCGUUUUCCGUCCCUGCGUGCGCCCCCACGGCGUGGAUGCCCCGUUUCCCGUCCCUGCGUGCGCCCGCCCAGCGUGGGCUCUGUGUGUUACGUCCCACCCCCUCGAGGUCGUGCGUGGGGAGCGUGGGGAGGACACUUCGUGUACAUACUCAGCACAGUAUGACCUUGUACUAUUGUCCUGUAAAGGGGCUGAAAUAGAGCUUAUUGUAAAGCAAGCAUCGGGAGAAGUAGAGUAUUGUAUUUGUAACAAUAGCGUUCUUUGUAUACACAGAACUCGGUGAUCUCUAUAUAUAUGGAUAUAAAUAGAUAUAUAAAUAAAAGAGAUAUUCGGUGAGCCUGGAAUGUCGAUGCCGCACACCCACUGAAUGUACUUCCUUGCACAAUCCCCACGGCCCGCCCUCCCCUCCCGGGCACCGUGUCGGGGUUGUGAUGUACGUUAACAAUGUGCCCUCCUCCCUUAUUUAACUGAACGCUGAUGUCUGUAAGAGUUGCUGCCACAAAUAAACGAGAACUUCACCUCGUG
Molecule: messenger RNA, 6543 nt
Organism: Sorex araneus (European shrew)
Lineage: Eukaryota; Metazoa; Chordata; Mammalia; Eulipotyphla; Soricidae
Gene: APBA1
Product: amyloid beta precursor protein binding family A member 1
Exons: 13
Coding region: 286-2811 (841 amino acids)
Biological process (GO): chemical synaptic transmission
Cellular component (GO): cytoplasm; dendritic spine; plasma membrane
Molecular function (GO): amyloid-beta binding; protein binding
Source: RefSeq, a predicted model, not a curated record